UCUUUUUUCUAUGCACCAGGUUCUGCAGUAGUCGUUUUGUGGGCCGUGUGUAUUUUUGGGGAAGAGAGAAAGACAAUAUGGAUUAUAGGGUUUUUUUUAGGUUAUGUCCAAAAACUUUUUACAAUAUUUGUCAAUUUAAAAUUUUUGUUUUGAUUGUUAUGCCUGAAAAAUGAAAAUAGAAAUUGGAUUUUGGAAUAAUAUAGAUCGUUAAUGUUAUUUAUUAUCAUUUAUCAAUAAUUAAUAAUUAUCAUAUCAAUAUUGGCCCCAUUUAACAUUAAAAACGUAUCACUAAAUUUUCUAUAAAAUAGUGAUAUUUAUAGUGAUAAGUUCUUAUGUCCUAUCCAUUUUUAUGUUAUCUAUGCUUUAUAUAGCCUUUAUUGUCCAUGUAUCCCUAGAUUCUUUACUCUAGUAUUUGGAAAUAUUACUCUCUGUACUCCUCUACAUGAUACUUAUCUAUGCUAUAUAGUCUAUAGUUCAGUCUUAUAUCCAUACCACGGGGCAAGGACUAAGAUAAAUAUAAUAUAUCGAUCGGGUCAAUAUUUUGGGCGUUCAAGAAGUUACAUGUAUGUGCAAUAUACAAGCGAUACCAUACCACCGUCUUAGAUUAGCGAUUUGUACCGAACGGCGACCAUAGAAUAUAUUAAACAUUCUUUUAUCAAGGUUUUCAAGGAAGACUUUGGAGUGCAUCGAUACGAGUUGGUACGUAACUGUUACGAUACUCAUUAAUUUUUUUCUUCUUGAAAACCUUGAAUUUGUAACCCAUGACAACCAUUUACAUAUAGAAAUUUCACGUUCGUACGUUACAACACGGUGAACAAAUACAAUGGAUACAUGAAAUGAAAUAGCAUCAAACUCAUAGCCAGCCAAACUUCCUGUUGGAAAUCCUGGGAAUUUCUUCGGCGAAAACCGCGCUUUUCAGAGCUACCCAAAAGACACCUGCUUGUACAUCGCCAUUACAUUCAUUACAAGAAAAAAAAAACAAAAUUUCUUUAUAUAAAAUAACACAAAUUGCUUUCAAAACACCUAAUACUCGAUUCCAUUUAAUACACCAGAAACCAAUAUCCAAAUUUAUUAUUUUGGAUGCAAGGCCAUGGAAAUAGAUACCAACAUAGAACCAACAACUAUGGAUAUUACUAUAUUAGUGGAAUAGGAAAAAGAAAAAAGGCUAGAGCUUAGGGCUAGCUAUAAAUUAAGAAACAAUGGGUUUGCAGUCAUAAGAAAGAUUUAAUGUUUAUUAUGUUUAUAUAAUAUUAUAUCAUUUUGAACUAAUUUGUUACAAUAUUUUAAUCAUAAAUAUAAUAAUUUUGUAUGAAUUAUAUAAUAAUUUGUUUUUGUUUUUAUAUUUUAGAUACCAUUUAAGACCCAGAUCAACCGAUUUCCACAAUAAGAGUUGCUGCCAUAUUCUUUAUUUUUAUAUUGUUAUAGCAAUAAAUAAUAAUAGCCUAUAGCUAUAAUAUAUUAUCUAUUUGCAUGUGAAUAUUAAAUACUUUUGAUCGAAUGUGGAUUGCAUAUGAUAUAUCUUGUGGUUUUAAGAAACUACCUGUAUUUGGAGCAUCGCCCAUGUUUGGAUCAAUAUUUAAACAAAAAAAUAUAAAUUUUAAACUUAGUUCAGCAGCUCAACCCCCAUCGACUGAAUGUGUGUCUCUGUCCACUUAUUCAAACUUUAGAAACACAGUUCAAAAUCAAAAUAUUGUCUUACCUACUCCAACCUAUAUUGGAUUUGGACAAUAUCGAAAUCCCACCCAAUUCAAACCUCAAACCGAACUAGACAGGUUAAAUUCCAAUAGACCUCGUCGCCCUAAACGUCGUUGCCAAUGAUUUCCUCAAUUGUUAAAAAUAAACCAAUUCCUGAGAGUUCUGUUACUUUUUCUUCGUGACUUCUUUAUCUUUUUAUAAUUCAUGACUUUUUUUAUAAAAAAAAAAGGAAGUUGGUUCUAAGAACAAAAUUAACUAGAACCAACAUCAAUGUUAACUAUUAUUUUCAAAAAUUGUAUAUCGUAUGUACUCAACUGUGAAAAAUAAAAUAAUUUUAAAAUGUUUUUUUAAAACUUAUUGUUUGUACAACUCAAUCUAAGAAAACCAUUGUAUUUAUUUAUUUAUUUUUAAUCUAAUACUAGUAGGUACCUUAGUAGUUGAUGCUGUACCCCGAGGAAAAAACAUAACAAAAAAUUAGAAGAAAUUAAAUAAAUUUGGAAUUUUAAGUUAUUGUGACUUAAAUAUUAAUAUUGAAUAAUAUUUAUUUAUAAUAUUGUAUAAUUAUUGUUUUAUUUAAUUUAAUUUAGUUGUUUGAGGAUCUUUUAUGAAUAAAAUUGUUUAAAAAUUGUUAUUAUAUUUAA
Messenger RNA from Metopolophium dirhodum (rose-grain aphid), 2336 nucleotides. RefSeq lists its product as uncharacterized. The record is from RefSeq and is a predicted model, not a curated record. Lineage: Eukaryota; Metazoa; Arthropoda; Insecta; Hemiptera; Aphididae. The transcript is spliced from 5 exons. The coding region runs from base 1498 to 1818 and encodes 106 amino acids.